AUGUCGUGGGCAUAUCUGGCAGGAUUCCAGCUCCUCUUAAAUGGUUAUAAACUCAUUUCGCUUGGGGUUUGUGGCUCUCUGAUCAUUAUCCACCUCUUCCUUCAAACAGUCUUUGCCUUAUUUGAGUGCAGCACAACAAAAGAUAAUGUCUUGCAUCGCAGUAGUGCCAAGUCGGUAGCCAUAAUCAUACCUGCUUAUCAGGAAGACCCUUUGUACUUGACACAGUGCCUUAACUCUGUGAAGAACAUUGAGUAUCCAAGUCACGAGCUGAGAAUCAUCAUGGUUAUUGAUGGGAACUCAAAAGAAGACCAAUACAUGAUGGACAUGUUCAAGGAGGUUUUCUGCAAGGAAGAUAUUGGGACGUAUGUGUGGGAAGGCAAUUAUCACUCAAGAAACUUUAAUAGAGUUAUUCAGAAUAAAGAGGAGGAUAACAACAAGCGACCAUACAGAGACCCUGUCAAUUUGUUUUAUGGGGAGUCAUGUAUUGGAAAUCCAGAGAGAUUAGAUGUGGAGUCACUAAUCAGGAACAAACAUUUUGUUUGCAUCAUGCAGAAACGGGGAGGAAAAAGAGAAGUAAUGUAUACAGCCUUCAAAGCUAUUGGGAAUUUGGUGGAUUAUAUACAGGUCUGCGAUUCUGAUACAAAACUUGACUCACGUGCAACCAUGGAACUUGUUAAAGUCUUAGAUUCAAAGGAAAACUAUGGAGCAGUUGGAGGGGAAGUCCGAGUACUCAAUGUUACCGACUCAUUUGUUAGCUUCAUUAGCAGCCUGUGUUACUGGAUCACGUUCAAUAUAGAACGAGCCUGCCAGUCUUAUUUUGACUGUGUGUCCUGUAUCAGUGGACCUUUAGGGAUGUACAGGAAUAACGUGCUUCAACAGUUACUAGAGCCCUGGUAUAAUCAGAGAUUCUUGGGAAUCCGGUGUACGUUUGGGGACGAUCGUCACCUGACUAACAGGGUGCUUAGUCUGGGUUACUCCACCAAGUAUACACCCAAAGCUUGGUGCUACACAGAAACCCCAGCUCAAUAUCUGCGCUGGCUCAAUCAACAAAUACGAUGGUCCAAGUCUUUCUUCAUAGAAUGGUUCUACAGUUCUCUCUGGUGGCAUAAACAAAGUCUGUGGAUGACAUAUGAGUCUGUAGUUAUGGGAAUGUUGCCAUUCUUCUUGAUUGUGGCCAUUGUCAAGAUAUUCUAUCAUCGGUGUCUCUGGGAUAUCCUCUGGGUGCUCCUCUCCUUUCAUUGCAUUGCACUGGUCAAAGCAUUCAAUGCUGCAUGCUUGAAUGGGGGUAUGGUGAUGAUGUUAAUAUCUCUGUAUCCUAUCAUCUAUCUGAGUGGGCUGCUGCCAAUUAAAUGCUUUUCACUUCUUACCAUUACCAAUACCAGCUGGGGAACAUCUGGACGCAAAGAAAAAGUCAAAAACUACAUCCCAUUGCUUCCACUCUUUAUUUGGGGGUUCAUCCUCCUUGUGGGUUUAAUUGAGACUGUAUUCACAGAGACUGAAAGAUCUUGGAUCCAUGCUGAACAGCCAUUGUAUAAAUACUACGCACUCUAUGGAUCACUGGCCUUGUUUGCAUACUGGGCAUCUAUGGUUGCAAUUUAUCAUAUAUGGUCAUGGCAGCGGUGCAGAAGAAACACUGCAAUGUACCGUGUUGAAGUGUAG
Chiloscyllium plagiosum (whitespotted bambooshark) is the source of this 1659-nucleotide messenger RNA. Its product is annotated as hyaluronan synthase 1-like. The record is from RefSeq and is a predicted model, not a curated record. Gene Ontology annotation, cellular component: plasma membrane. Gene Ontology annotation, molecular function: hyaluronan synthase activity. Gene Ontology annotation, biological process: extracellular matrix assembly; polysaccharide biosynthetic process; hyaluronan biosynthetic process. Lineage: Eukaryota; Metazoa; Chordata; Chondrichthyes; Orectolobiformes; Hemiscylliidae.